Messenger RNA from Ahaetulla prasina, 1992 nucleotides. RefSeq names its product zinc finger and BTB domain containing 22 (gene ZBTB22). Gene Ontology annotation, molecular function: DNA-binding transcription factor activity, RNA polymerase II-specific; RNA polymerase II cis-regulatory region sequence-specific DNA binding; protein binding. Bases 9 to 1580 code for a protein of 523 amino acids. The transcript is spliced from 2 exons. Gene Ontology annotation, biological process: regulation of transcription by RNA polymerase II. The record is from RefSeq and is a predicted model, not a curated record. NCBI's taxonomy places the organism in Eukaryota, Metazoa, Chordata, Lepidosauria, Squamata, Colubridae.
CGCAGGGCAUGUGCGGGCGGGCGGCUCGGACCCCCGCGGGCGGCAUGGCGGAGGCGGCGGCGGCGGUGCAGGUGGCCUUCCCGGAGGCGACGCGCGCCCUGCUGGAGGCGCUGAACCAGCAGCGGGUGGAGGGGCAGCUGUGCGACCUGGCCAUCCACGUGCAGGGCCGCGUCUUCCGCGCGCACCGGGCGGUGCUGGCCGCCUGCUCGCCCUACUUCCACGACCAGGUGCUGCUGAAGAAUAUGAGCUCCGUGGAGCUGCCCAGCGUCAUGGACCCGGCCGCCUUCGAGCUGGUGCUGGGCUCGGCCUACACGGGGCGGCUGCGAAUGGCCCGCGACGACCUGGUCAACUUCCUGACGGUGGGCAGCGUCCUGCAGAUGUGGCACAUCGUGGACAAGUGCACGGAGCUGCUCAAGGAGCGCCAGCGCCGCCCCGACCUCGCCCAGGACGCCGCCGCCGCCGCCUCCUCCUCCGGCUGCUGCUCCGGAGGGCACGGCGGCGGGGAGAGCCAGUCGCCCAGCAGUAGCAGCUACUUCAGCCCCCGCCGGGACGGCCCCGAGCAGCCCCGCGCCGGGCCCCGCGUGGGAGGCGGCGGCGGCGAUCGGGACGAGGAGGGGCUCCGACGAGCCGCCCCGCGGCGCCUUCGCCCGCCCGACCCCUUCGCCCGCAGGGGCGCGCCCGAGCCGGACGAUGACGCGGCCAGCGACGGCGGCGGGGAGCCCGGCAGCAGCGAGGCCCGCCGGCCGGCCUACAUGCGGCCCAGCAUCGUCCCGCAGCGGCAGUGGGUGCCGGUAAAGAAGGAGCGCGGCGGGCGGGGCGGCGCGGCCGAGGAGGAGGAGGAGGAGGAAGGCCUGGUGCUGACCUGCGAGGAGGACGAGGAGCCGGCCGAGCCCGCCGCCCUGAGCAUCAGUGACGUCCGGACGUUAAGCGAGGCGGCGCCACCAGAGGAGCAGGUCAACUUCUGCGAGUCCUCCCAGGACGUGGUCUUCCCCCCGCCGGCCCCGCCCCCGCGGGCCCUCCUGCCGCUGGACCUGCAGGGCAGCCCACUGCUGCUCUUCCCCACCGGGGCGGCGGGGCCGUCGGGGCCGCCGUCAGUGGAGCACGGGGCGGUGCAGCUGUCGGGGGGCUCCGGGGAAGGCAACAAGAUCUUCCUGUGCCACUGCGGGAAGGCCUUCUCCCACAAGAGCAUGCGCGACCGGCACGUCAACAUGCACCUCAACCUGCGGCCCUUCGACUGCCCGGUCUGCAACAAGAAGUUCAAGAUGAAGCACCACCUAACGGAGCACAUGAAGACCCACACGGGCCUCAAGCCCUACCAGUGCCACGUCUGCGGCAAGAAGUUCAUGUGGAGGGACAGCUUCAUGCGCCACAAGGGCCACUGCGAGAGGCGCCAUCGCCUGGGUGGAGGAGGGACCCUCUCGGGCGCCCCUGCUGUACCUGCCAAGAAGGAGGCCUCGCCCUCUCGCGUCCCCGGGGAAGCCGAGUGGGCUGCUGGAAGGUCCCCCCGCAGCGAACUGGGCUUUGCCGGCAGCAGCAAGAUGGUGCAGACUUUUGGGGAAGAGCCCCUCCUUUUCCCAUGAAGGGGUUUUGCGAGGGACAGUUCCGAGAUGGCUGGAUGGCCGACUCUGUGUCCAGAGAAGAUCACACCAGUCAUUCUAUACACACACGCCAAGAAGCUGCACUCUGCUCUGGUCCCGACCUGGAAGAUGAGAAGCCCCCCCUCCCUUCCCGCACUGGUUUCAGAGGUCUCCUCUCUCUUCUCCCCCCCCCCAGUUCUUUCUGCCAUGAACGUCUUUCAAUUUCAUUUUGGCCUUUUCUAAAUGAAAGCCACAAAUUCUCUAUAAAUAUUUAUUGCUGUUUAAGCCCCCACCUGGCUUGGUUCUUUGCUGAUGCUGUCCUGGGCUGAGGAGAGGUUGGGGAGCUGGUGCUUGUACAGAGGAACGAGGGGAGGAAUGGGCUCUUCUUGCCCCCUGGUUGCUUCUGCCGCCUGGC